GACGUUCAGUUCCGCCGUGCUGAAGGUGCGCUCCGGCUGCGUUGCGCGUGAGCACCGGCGUUCAUUAUUUCAGCGCGUGACCACACACACACACACAGCACCAUCAUGAUGAUAACACGCGUGCGGUCCGCGGUCUCCAGCAUCAUCGGCGGCAUCAUGGCUUCGGGUUCCAGCGCGCACGAGACGCAUCCCGAUCUACCGCUCCGGUUCCCGUACAGCAGGCCGGAUUUCCUCGCGCUGUCACCGGACGAGGUGGAGUGCUCGGCGGAUCACAUCUCCAGACCCAUCCUCAUCCUCAAGGAGAUGAAGCUGCCCUGGGCCACCGGAUACGCGGAGGUGAUCAAUGCCGGUAAGAGUGACCAGAAUGAGGACCAGGCGUGCUGUGAGGUGGUGGAGCUGCGGAAGAGACCCACUGACCCGUCCAGCCCCAGCUACACACCCAGCAGGAGACGCUCCUCGCUGCCCAGCGCUGACCUGCUGGAGUCCAUCGACAGCUCGGAGGUGAAGGAGCAGAACUUCCACUACUGGGCUCUGUUUGAUGGUCACGGUGGCUCCGGAGCCGCGCUGUUCGCAGCCAAGUUCCUCCACCUCCACAUCGAGGAGCAGCUGCAGGAGGUGCUGGAGAUCCUGCAGAACCCGGCCCUGACACCACCCACCUGCCUCGGUGAGGAGAACCCCGUCCAUCAGCUCCACCCGUCUGCUGGAUGCUCCCAGAGAGGCCUGUCGAGGGCGGCGUCGCUCCGAGGGGCCGCCGGGGCCCCGGGGUCCCCUAACACUAUGGCCCCGCGGUUCUUCAUGGAGAAGAAGAUCAAACAAGAGAGUCUGGUGGUGGGAGCCAUAGAGAACGCCUUCAAGGAGAUGGACGCUCAUAUCGCUCGAGAGAGGAUGAUUUACUCUAUAUCUGGAGGAUGCACCGCUCUAGCCGUGGUGUAUUUACUUGGAAAACUGUACGUGGCCAAUGCUGGAGACAGCAGGGCUCUGAUCGUCCGUGGAGGAGAGAUCAUUCCCGUGUCCAGCUCCUUCACUCCUGAAUCGGAGCGUCAGAGACUUCAGUUCCUGGCUCACCUGCAGCCGUCGCUGCUGGGAAACGAGUUCACACACCUGGAGUUUCCCAGAAGGGUCACGAAAAAAGAGCUUGGGAAGAGGAUGCUGUACCGAGACUUCACCAUGAACGGAUGGGUUUAUAAAACAGUUCAGGAGGAAGAUCUGAAGUUUCCACUCAUAUACGGAGAAGGAAAAAAGGCUCGUGUUUUGGCCACCAUCGGCAUCACUCGGGGACUCGGAGAUCACGACCUGAAGGUUCACGACUCGGACAUCGCCAUCAAACCAUUCCUCUCCUGCUCUCCAGAGGUGAAGAUCUAUAACCUCUCUCAGUACGAGCACGGCGCCGAUGAUGUCAUGAUCCUGGCUACAGAUGGACUCUGGGAUGUGCUGUCCAAUCAGGAAGUGGCCGAGGCGGUAUCUGGUUUUCUUGGAAACUGUGACCCUGAUGACCAGCACAGGUACACAAUGGCAGCUCAAGACCUGGUGAUGAAGGCUAGAGGUGUCCUGAGGGACCGAGGCUGGAGAAUCGCUGGAGACCGGCUCGGCUCUGGAGAUGACAUAUCAGUCUUCAUAAUUCCCCUAAUGCACGGCAAUAAACAGCCUCCGCCAAGCUGACCAAUCAGAAUGCAGGGCGCCAACCGAGUCGGAACAAAUCCGUCUCUGAUCCAAAAUUCUGAUGCUCAGACCGCGUCCUGCUGGAGUUUGUGGAACCCGCUGUGCGUUUGAACUCAUUUACAAUACGAACACUUGCUUUUAAGACUUAGAAGUCGACAACUGCUGACUUUGAAGACCCACGUCAGCGUUCCCUACCUCCGCGUGGGAUCAGUAUAUAAGUUAUAACUUUGCACAAUGACUAAAGGUGGGUCCGGUUCUUUGAAGUUCUCCAUGGACAGAUGCGCACCAUCCGCAGUUUGUUUAUCCGCACUCAUCUGGCAGCUAGGCGGAACCAACCGCGUUUUGUUUUUCUUCUCAGGAUAUUAAUUUAUCCUCUGAAUGUUUAGUUUGCGGUUUUCUUUUUUUUGCAUUCCCUGAAAAAAAUUAAAUAAAUCAAAGCCAUUCUGGCUGUUAUUUGUACAUCAUGUUUUCCAAUGACUCCAAGUUACUGUAAACGAAAAUGUUUUUUUUUCUCCUGCGCUCUGUAAAUUUGCGAUAGGUACGAUCUGAUCUUCCAUUAAUCACGGCAAGGUCUUUAGGAUGAUACAUUUUUAAGGAACAAUAAAUCAUGUGUCCGACAAAGAAGUCUUAUGUACGCCGGCCAUUCCCUUUGAUUUCUAUAUACACUGUUGUGAAUUAACACCUACCUGCAAUCUGUUCUCCAGGACUCCUGUGUGGAGGUUUGGUGAGGUCUGAUUUACGAUACAUCAUGUUCACAGUGGCACCUUCCUCUUCUACAGCACAAACCUGCUGUGAGCAUUUCGUACACACACACACACACACACACACACACACACACACUCCCCAAGAGAGUGGCCAUCUGGUCAGCACAAUCUGAGUGUGACCAAAACAAGACUAAUUUGGCCAGAGAUUCUCUCUCUCACUGUGUGUGUGUGUGGACUGCUCUCUAACACACUUUAGCACAGUGGUUUGUGUGGGUGGAUGGCACUGCAAGGGCAUCACAUGCUUACUAAAGGAGCUUUCUGGGAAUUGCACACACAUGCACUGCAAAAAAUGAUUCAUAAACUGCUUAUGUGGCUCCAUUAAUGCUGGCCCUCAGAUUUUAAUAAAAAAAAAAACUCAUUGAAGAUAUUUCACUACAAUCUUUCUGAUUGAAUAAUAAACACGUUUUCCCAAAUUAUGUACUCUCCAUGUAAAAAAAAAAGAUAUAGAGAAUAAAGAUAUAAUUCACACCAAA
This is a messenger RNA of Carassius carassius (crucian carp), 2896 nucleotides long. RefSeq names its product protein phosphatase 1H. Gene Ontology annotation, biological process: protein dephosphorylation. The record is from RefSeq and is a predicted model, not a curated record. Lineage: Eukaryota; Metazoa; Chordata; Actinopteri; Cypriniformes; Cyprinidae. The coding region runs from base 106 to 1659 and encodes 517 amino acids. The transcript is spliced from 10 exons. Gene Ontology annotation, molecular function: protein serine/threonine phosphatase activity.